Coffea arabica (coffee) is the source of this 2410-nucleotide messenger RNA. RefSeq lists its product as uncharacterized. The record is from RefSeq and is a predicted model, not a curated record. NCBI's taxonomy places the organism in Eukaryota, Viridiplantae, Streptophyta, Magnoliopsida, Gentianales, Rubiaceae. Gene Ontology annotation, molecular function: protein binding; mRNA binding.
AAACUUUCCCAAGAAAAGAAAAAGGGCUUUUGUUCAGCCCAGUCGCUUCCUCAGAAUCUAGUGACAUCUCCUCAACUCCGGCGAAUAAAAGCCUCCAGCUAUACCAUCGAUAAAAGCCUCCGCAGGCGGUAUCUCCGGCAAACAUCUCCGGCAUCGAUAAAAGCCUCAACUCCGGCGAACAAAUCCCUUCUUCGCAGGCGGCAUCUCCAACUUCGGCAAAGACCCACUUUCGGAGAUUUUCCUUACGAAGUGGAGUCGAGUUGAAGCCUGGGCCGUAAUAAGAACCAGCUAAGAGAAGCGCGGGCUGCUUAGGCAACUGGUAAAUAUACUGGACUCCCAACAGCAAGAAGCAUUUUGAACCCAGGCCACGGGUAAAAAGGAAAAUGAGAAAAUUGGUGUCGAAGAUGCUGCCCAAACCCCGCCUAACAGUAUCCCCCACCGACAACUCCGCACCUCCUCUUGCACCACCGCCACUCCCAAUCCCGGACUCCUCCUCCACGUUAAUCCCGACGACCCAAACCCAGCUCAACCACCUGACCCACAUCGUCAAAUCACAUCUUAAACCCUCCUUCACACCCCAGGACCUGGUAUCUUUUCUCAAGUCACGCAUCCACCACCACCCUGGCGUCACCCACCUGGACUUCCACCUCUUUCGCUACGCUGCCUCUCUCGACACUUUCUGCCACGACCACUUCACCUUCGAAUGGAUUGUACGCUCACUCGCCACCUCCCAUCGUUUUGACUCCCUCAAUCUCCUUGUCCAAUUCAUCGCUUCCAACCCCUGCCCUUGCUCCGAUGGUAUAUUCUCUUGUCCCAAAACUGAGCCCAUCUUUCGUUUCGCCAUCAAUGCUUAUUGUAGAGCUGGCAGAUUUGAUGACGCUUUGUUUGCUUUUGAUUCCAUGAAAAGAUUGAUUGAUGGGAAGCCUAAUGUUGCUAUAUACAACAUCAUAAUUCAUGGGUUUGUUAAAUUUAGGCAGUAUGAUAAGGCUUUAGAAUUUUAUGGACGGAUGAUUAGGGACCAUGUUAAGCCGGAUGUGAUUACGUUUAAUACUUUGAUAAGCGGGUAUUGCAGGAAUUUACAGUUUGGAUUGGCUUUGGAAAUGUUCAAGGAGAUGAAGAAUAAAGGGUGUGUCCCAAAUGUGGUUAGUUUCAACACUUUGAUUAAGGGGUUCUUUAGGGAGGGAAAAGUCGAUGAGGGAAUAGCCUUGGCUCAUGAGAUGAUAGAGUUAGGCUGUGAGCUUUCUAGUGUCACCUGCGAGAUAUUGGUUGAUGAACUUUGUAGAGGUGGGCGGGUUAUGGAAGCUUGUGAUUUGUUGAUUAGUUUUUCAAGAAAAGGGGUUUUCCCGAGUGAUUUUGAUUAUUUUGAGCUAACUGAGAGGCUUUGCGUGGAAAGAAAUGUUGGGAGAGCCGUGGAGCUGGUGGAUGAGUUGUGGGGAAAGGGAAAUGCUCCUAGCGUGAUUGCUUGCAUAAUCUUGAUUGAAGGUUUACGGUGUACCCGACAAAUUGGCGAGGCUUGUAAAUUUGUAGAAAAGAUGCUAAAAGAAGGUAUUGUACCGGAUAGUGUGACUUUUAAUUGUCUACUUGGUGAUAUGUGUGCAGCUGGAAGAGCAGUGGAAGCUAAUAAGUUGAGGUUGUUGGCUGCUGGUAAGGGUCUGGAUCCUGAUGGUAUGACUUACAGGAUCCUUAUAUCUGGUUUUAGUAAAGAGGCUAAGGAGGAGGAGGGGGAAGCAUUGGUGGAGGAGACGCUUGAUAGCGGAUUGAUACCUGAUAUUGCGACCUAUAACAAAUUGAAGCUUGGACUCUCUAAAAGAAAGAGUCGGUAACUGCCAGCUCACUAAUUUUUCAGAAAUCUUGGUCUCUGGUGCAAUGCACAUUAAUUAUAAGUAUACUAGUAAGUCCAUAUACUAACUAUUACUUUAAAAAAGAAAUACACACACCUAUAAUUCAUAACAAAAACAAAGAAAGUGAACCCAUCUUUACUGGAUGAAUGGAGGGAGUAUUAUUUUGAAGCAUUGAAUUUCUGCGUUUUUUGGGUCGGGCAUUUGUUAUUAAACUUAAGCCAGAGCUCCCGAACAGGUUUAGCCAAGACGCAAUCAAAUGGCCAAUCCGAACAUUCGAAAGUACUAAUUGGCAAAGACUCGAUCAAAGCCAGAAACAGGACCCUUUCCCUUUCCGGGACAAAAUUUCUAUAAAGAGGCGUUUUCUUUUCGGGCAUGCUUUGUCCUUUAUUCUUCUUUCAUUUAAUUUAUUGUUUUUGGGUAUUCUUCUUUUAUUUUUUGUUAUCCCAUACCUCACUUUCUAAGAAUCAAAGUUUUUUGUUUUUAUUUCAUUUCAUACAUUUCCUCAAUCUUCGAGAACAGAAGGUCUGAUGGACACCUAAAGGACAAAAAGAUAAAAAAAAAAAAAAAAA